AUGUACGGAACACACCCCUCGCGUAAGUCUGGGGUUGCAAUUACCAACAAGAAACAAACGCUUCGGACAAGCGAAGUGAAUAAGGAUCCGGACUCUUGGGCAGCCGAGAUCGACGGAAAAAUCAAUUUGUUCGACAAGAGCCACAAGGAGUUUUUCGAGGUCUACGUUCCCUUUGAGGACCCUUUUGGUGGCGCACGUCCGUGGGACGAUCCCGCUGCUGUGUUUGCAGACGUCCGUACCGUGGGACGGGAGACGGCGAUGUACCCAGCACUGAUUUCAGGACUUCAGACGGUUGUCCAUGAGUUUGAACUCGAACGCCGGCCCCAAUUUGCCGACAGCAGCAAAUGCGCGGUCAGAUUUCCAUUCUCCGCAUGGGAAGACGAACACAUGUACACCAUACCAGACAUACUCAUGUCAUUUCCUGGUGAAGACGACGAGGCCUGGGGAAAGUCCUGGCACAGCAUCUCGAUGGUAUUCGAGAUAAAGCCAGGAAAAUGCGAGGAUCCAAUUGGCAAGUACAGUACAGCGGCGACGGCUGUGCUCACGCAACUAGCGAAGAGUGCGAGGAACAUCAUGCUGACGCACGGGAGGCUCUUCGUCUUCGUCGUUGGAAUCUACGGCAACCUUGCUCGGAUAUACCGCUUUGAUCACGCAGCGGGCGUCGCUUCCCGAGCGUUCGAUUACAAGAAGGAUCCGUGGCCUCUUCAUGAACUGAUCUGGCGGUUCUGUCAUCACCGAGCGCGUGUCGGCGGCCGAAUGGGAGCACCCUUCGCCGAUAUGGUCCUUGGCGCAGAUCCGUCGCUGCAAAGAGCUACUGAAGAGGACAUCAAGCUGGCCGACGAGGAAUGCAUAAGAGCAGGGAGGGCCCGUCUUACGGAGGACGAGAAGCAAGCAUGCCGAUGGAUGACGGCGAUCAAGUACAACGAGGAUGGCGCGGAGGUUGGGGCGACGAGAUAUCUACUCUGCCGACUUCGCUUCCUGAACCCGCGGCUGUUCUCGCGAUCGACGACAGUCUGGGACGCACUCGAGGAAGGGACGUGGCAGCUUUGCGCAAUCAAGGACGCCUGGAGGCAACUCGCCCGUGACCGCGAAGAUGUACUGUACGACCGUCUCUGUAAAGCGUACCGCAAUCGGCCGUGGUGGGAGAUGGUCGAAGACUAUGUGUUCAUGCACCGCAAAGACGAGCCGGGUCCGGACAGACCCUCGUUGCCUGAUGGCGGUUUCGAGCUGGACGACGAAGGCCAUCCCAUACUCACGGAAGAGUUGGAGGAUAUGGUGGUUGCGGCAUCGCUCGACAUAGGCGUGACAGAGUUAUACGGACUUCCGGACGUGGUAUACGGCGGAGACCUUGGCGCACUUGAGGCAGCGAAAGUGCUCUUAAAAUCGCGCAGCUCGUCGAGCUCCGAGGUAAGCGGCGCAGAUCUGGUUUCAGUUGCCAGUCAUGCGGAUCGACCGCUUGCAUACGAAGCCUACCAUCGCACGGUCUGUGGGUGGAAUGCCCAGAAGGCGAAAUACAACGAACGGAGCCAUAUGCGAUUGGUGAUGAGCACUGUCGGCCGCCCCUUGUCGGACUUCAGGUCGACGAAGGAACUCGUUAGAGCCCUUCGAGACGCAAUUCACGGACAUCGGCAGGCCUAUCUGGCAGGCACGAUCCAUCGUGACAUCAGCGAGGGAAAUGUGAUGAUUGUCGACGAUUGGAUGUGUUUCUUUGUCGGUUUCUUGCUCGACCUCGACUAUGCCUUCGAUUGGAAGGCGGCGCUAGGACACGCGGGCUGGCCAAUUAAUGAGACAAGUUGGAAACGGUUCGUCGAGGAGUAUAACCGGAGUUUGCCCCACCGCGCGCGGCCUGCGCCGCCCGAGACAGAAAUACCCGUCCUCGUUCCUCCUCUUGAUGCCGCUUCCGCUCCAGGGGGCAACUCUGACCGGGAGAUAUGGAAAACGAGGAUGAAGUUGAAGGAGAGAACGGGCACACUGUUCUUCAUGGCGAUCGAGAUCCUGUUAACCUAUGUCGUCCAUGACGUUCGCCAUGACCUAGAAUCUGCCUUUUGGCUCCUUCUCUGCAUGAUAUUGCGGCAUACCAAACAUACCAGCAGCCCGCAGUAUAUGUUGUACCUGCGUGUGUUCGGCGCUGAGAAUGAACUCGACAGCGCGGGGAGGAAGCAAGUCUUUCUCAGCGGGCCGAUGGAGUGGGAGAUCAAGGACAAUAAACCUCUGACUACGCUCGUUCGGAAAUUCAAGACCCUCUGCAAGAAUAAUCUGCCCAACUACGAUGAUCCCUCGAGCGUCAUUCCUCUCACCUACGAGAGCGUUCUGUCGUUGUUCGACGAGGCUCUCGCGGAUCCGUCUUGGCCGGAGAAUGAUUGCGCUCUCCCUUUCAAGCUGCCUCGGGACGACAGCGACAUCGCAUCUGCUACAGGCGGGUCGGGGAAAUCGAGACAGCGUAAGAAACGCGACAGGGAUCCUGAUCAGAAGACGGACUCUGACGAGGACGAAGGUGACCCUUUUGGUCCACGCGCUGCUAAGAGAACACAGGUUGGCAGUCUUUUGCGGAACGAAGUCGGUCAGAUCGUGAACAGAGACGGUCCUUGA
Molecule: messenger RNA, 2589 nt
Organism: Fomitopsis serialis
Lineage: Eukaryota; Fungi; Basidiomycota; Agaricomycetes; Polyporales; Fomitopsidaceae
Exons: 4
Coding region: 1-2589 (862 amino acids)
Source: RefSeq, a predicted model, not a curated record